GUUGCGACGGAGCUACGAUGGAUGCCAGCCGGAGAGGUCCUCGCAGUGGAGAGUCUUCUACUUGGGAAGGCAAAGAACAUCCACACGCGGGUCUACAACCUGGCCCAAGCUGUGGCAUUGGCAUCUGACUGGCAGGUAAACCCUGCAGCCACGGGCGCUCUCCGGCCAUUUCGGUGCAUCGCACAGGAGCGAAAGGUGGCGAUGAAGGUGGACGGCGCUCCAGAGGGAUCCGAAGGCCGACAUUUCGUCGAGCCGACUGCCUUGCGCUUGGUUCUGCUUGCGGACGGCCAGCCCCCAACCCGGCCCGAUGGCAGUGCUGGCGUGCGGCGUGCGCAGAGUACGGACGGCUGA
Symbiodinium sp. CCMP2456 is the source of this 351-nucleotide messenger RNA. The record is from the annotation of a GenBank genome assembly. Lineage: Eukaryota; Dinophyceae; Suessiales; Symbiodiniaceae.